UCGGUUCAUUUGUUGGGGGUGGGAAUGAUGUCGUCGUCUCAUCCCGGUUCGAGUUCGGGCGCCGCGCAGGCGCUCAAUGGUCAGCAUCCGGAAUUGGCCUACGCGGACGCAGACUCCUCCGCGGGCUCCGAGGAUGAGCUGGUAACCAAGGAUCAUCAUCAUCCGGGCAGAAAACUCAGCCUCAGUGAGCGUAGAAAUGUCGAACUGCCACACCUUAGAGUGAUCAAUGAACGAACACCGGAGGAGCCAUCGGAUAGGAGUUCACCGGUGGACAAGAAUACACCGUCACCUUCGGAGGCCUUUGCUCCGGGCUUGCGUCGCAAUUCCAUAUCAAUGCCAUCGGGUAUUAAUGCCCUGGAUUUGGAGGCACUGCGUCUCAGGCAUCAGAUGCAGCCACAGGAUGCCCUGCAUGAGGAGAUUAUAGUUGAUGAUGGGGCCUCCAGCCUGGACACACCAACACCAACACCAACGGCAACAACUACGGCAUUAAAUACACCGGAUAAGGCCACAAGUUCCAUCAAUUUUGCAAAUGCCAAUGCAAGUGCCAACGAUGAUAGUGAUGAUGAGUUUGGAAAUGCCAGGAGACCAGUACAUCGCGAUCGCUUUCGUAGUCGAAGACGUGCCUCAAUUGCCCCUUUGCCCGCUUUGCGGCUCAACAGCAAGGAAAUGUUGGCCAGCGACUUUGAUAGCCACAGUUUGGCCUCCAAUCAGGCCUCCAUUACCAGUGUCAAUUCCUUGGCCAGUUUGCUCAGGGAAAAGAUGCAGGCCUUCCCUCAGCUGAUAAGGAAAAAGAAGCGGGAGACCAAGGACUAUAAGAUCAAGAUCUUUGUUAUUAUUAUGUUUUUCAUUAUCAUAUUUUUGAUUGGCUACGCCUAUGUGGCUUACCACCAGCAGGUGCUCACUCGAAGUUACUUCCAGAAGAUCAAGUUCAAUUCCCACGAUCGCAUCUUAAGGAUACUGAGUCACGAGGACAAGGAGGUGAUAUCGGGUCAGUUGGGCGUGACCUUGGGCUUUGAUACUGCUCCAUUUCACUGCCUGGAAGAGCAGCGUCGCUCCGAUGGAAGUGUUUGCAUCGAAUGGAAUGGCAUUGCUCGGUUGCAUAUGAAUUUCGAGGAUAAGGGUGUCUUCCGGUGCUACACACUCCAAUGGCAAGCUCUGACCCCAGGUCUCCUGCCCACCGAUUGCUAUGAACUGAAGCGAGAUAAUGGUCUAUGGUUUGGUGGCGGUGUGACCAAGGGUCAGGAGUGGUCACUCAGUUAUGCCAAUUUUGAUUUUGCUCCAUAUGCCUCCGGAGAUAGCAAGGUACAUCAGUUUGGAAAUGGAGUGAAGAGGUACUUUAUCAACUCGAUUGGAGUGGCCAUGCAGGUAAAUGAACGUACUCCUCUCCAACUGGGUGUUAAUCGGACGGAGAAUCGCUUCUGCCUCCGGGCUGCCAAUGAUGAGUUCACCUUUGUGAAUCACCUGACACCGCUCCCACAGCUGGAUUACCGCAUCUGUACUACAGAGGAUAUGGGGAGCCUUCACAUGCUGAUGACCCAACAAAGUCUAUGGGAUGGCCUCAAGGAGCAGGAGUUCAAGGUACUUCAUUCCCUGCUGGAGGAACCCGUGUGGCGGAUACCACAUGCCGAGACCCCAGAAUCCUUGAACGAAACAGCAAUUUGUGAUUACUCAGAGAGUGCCAUUGCCAUGGGUCUUGGUCACAUUUUGAUCAAUGAAUUUUGGCAAGAGAAUAUCGGUGAUUUUACGGUAGAUAAAACACGAUUUCCCACAAUGAAGGAUACCAUUGAUGUGCUCCAUAGACGUGGCUUCAAGGUGGUGCUCACCAUUCAGCCAUUCAUUAGCACGGAUAGUGCCAACUUCAAGGAUGCAGUGCGUCGCAAAUUGUUGAUUUACGAGCGUCAUUCGGAGCGAAGUAUUCCAGCGUUGACACGUUACAAGAGUAGCUCCAGUGCCGGUGUCCUGGAUAUAACCAAUAAUGCCUCGGUGCCUUGGCUCCUGGAGAAACUACAGCGUCUGAGAGAUGAGUAUGGAGUUCAGAGUUUCUAUCUGGAUCUGGGCACUGGUUACAAUCUACCGCAUUACUAUCAAUGUCGCCAGACUUUGGAUAAUCCGGAUACUUAUGCUAGGCUCUUUACCGAGAGCCUGGAGGGUGCUGGUCUCAUGGCUGUUUCCACAGCGAGUGUGGUGCCAAAGCCACCGACUUUCUUGAGUACACCCCCAGCGAAUGCCACCUGGGAGGGAUUGAGGGAGACCUUGGCUGCUGUACUAAAUUAUGGUGUAAUUGGGUAUCCUUUUGUCCUGCCCGGGGUCAUUGGUGGUGAUUAUCUGCUGCAACGGCCGCUCUCCAAAAUGGUGUCGUUCUACUCAUUGGGUCAGCCUCCACUUCCGGAUCCGGAACUCUUUAUUCGAUGGCUCCAACUGGCCACCUUUAUGCCGGCCAUGCAGUUUAGUCAUUUGCCAUCGGAAUAUCGCAAUGAUUUGGUCACUCGGGUGGCCCAGGAGCUGAAGGAUGUGCGUCAGACGGUGGUGAUAGCGUUGCUCAAGAAGUACCUAAGUCCAUCGAUGAAUGAGGGUUUGCCCCUGGUUCGACCCCUGUGGAUGAUGGACCCCCAUGAUCCCGCCUGUCUGAUUGUCAGCGAUGAGUUCUCCGUUGGCGAGGAGCUUAUCGUGGCACCCAUUCUGCAUGCAGGUCGCGAGGAGAGAGAGGUUUAUCUGCCGCAGGGCGUGUGGAAGGAUGGCAUCGAUGGCUCCCUGCGCAAGGGCAGCCGCUGGAUGCAUGGCUAUCGUGUGCCCAAGGAUAAGAUUGCCUAUUUCCGGAAAAUGCCGGAUAAUACCCGAUUCUAGGAGGCAUCUGCCUCAUCCAUUCUUCCCAUGUGAUCAUCAUUCCUCAUUUGAAUUGAUUAACCCUUAAAAAUCAUAUAUAUUAUUUAAUAGC
This is a messenger RNA of Drosophila serrata, 2935 nucleotides long. Its product is annotated as alpha-galactosidase MYORG. The record is from RefSeq and is a predicted model, not a curated record. NCBI's taxonomy places the organism in Eukaryota, Metazoa, Arthropoda, Insecta, Diptera, Drosophilidae. Gene Ontology annotation, molecular function: hydrolase activity, hydrolyzing O-glycosyl compounds. Gene Ontology annotation, biological process: carbohydrate metabolic process.